Molecule: messenger RNA, 426 nt
Organism: Paramuricea clavata
Lineage: Eukaryota; Metazoa; Cnidaria; Anthozoa; Malacalcyonacea; Plexauridae
Source: the annotation of a GenBank genome assembly
AUGGCGAAUGUCGAGAAGAAUAUGGAGAAAAAUGCGGCAGAUAUGGAAGGAAAACUCGAAGCAGUAAAUAAUGAAGUAAGAGGAUUGAAAACAGCUUUGAUUGAAGGUUUUGAUGAAGUGAAGGAUGUUUUUGUCAAGAUGGAGGACAAGAUGGAAGAAAACACAAGAAAAGUAAGAAAUACAGCAAGUGGUGAUAAGGAAAAUAUAAUUGUUGCUGGAGGUCGAGGAACCGACUCUGUAGAGAUGUUUAAACUGGCGUCAAAGUACAUGGUCCCCAUUACAAUCCUUGCCAAAGAAGCGUUGGGGAGCAACUUCAUUUGUUUGCAACAAUCAUGUGACAAUUGCUGGAGGCAACUCAAUUGCUGGAGGCAACUCUACCUGCUAAGUUGGCAUGCCACAGCAGUGUGCUGUAUAAUGAUUACUUGA